Messenger RNA from Symbiodinium pilosum, 954 nucleotides. Lineage: Eukaryota; Dinophyceae; Suessiales; Symbiodiniaceae. The record is from the annotation of a GenBank genome assembly.
GAUGAGCGGCAAGAACUUCGGCAUCGAGGAGGCGAAGGAGGAGGAGCUUGAAGAGCGGCUCGAAGCCUGCAAGGAACUCCUGCUUCUCUGGCUGGCGGAGCAUCCCAAUCAGAUGUAUGUCCAAGGCCUGCACGGCCUGAUGGCGUUUUGCCAGUGGGAAAGCCGCAGCAAGGCGCGGGCCUAUGCGCGCUUCCAGGAGUUCACAGAGAAGAUCCCGGCAAGUUUCGUGGCGCGAGGGGGUGACGGAGGCAGAGAGGAGCAGCAGGCUCUAAUCGAUGCCACGUGGCGCCUCGUUCGGGCGAAGAACCCGACCUUCGCAGACCUCUGCGACGAAUGCCUGGAGAUCCAGGCAAUAGUUGGAGGAACCAUGCUUGGAUGGCAUGUGUCGCUCUUCUCCUUGGCCUUCGGGUUGGAGGCCGUGGGAGAGUUGGCGGAGCACGUGCUCCGUGGAGAUGAGCCGGAGCUCUUCCCGCAGCUCAUCGCAUCCUUGCUUGUCAGCCUGGAGCCGCAGCUGUCCCCGCUGCCGUCAUAUGAUUGGCCAGACAAGUUCGAGAAGCGCACCAAGGAGGUGAAGACCGAUUGGGAUGUUCGCCUGCUAAUCAUCCCAGAGCUGAAAGAGAAGCUGGCGCCCUUGGCAGAGGUGCCAGGCGUGGCCCUGCCCCCGAUUUUGGAGGUGAAGAAGGUGAAGAAGGCCAGGGCGCCGAGGCGCCCUUUGUGGCUCCACAUUCUGGUGAGCAUGCUCUGCAUGUUCUGGCUCCUGGGAGUCUUGGGGACCCAAAGAGGCCCCGUGGACAUGGAUCCUGGCAGCGCCUCCAUGGCACAGCUCUCUGUGCCGAAAAAGUUUAAGUCUGUUCAACUUCAACUCCGGGGUGAGACACGCCGGGGAGCGGAGGCAACAGAUGAUGGAGCUUCCGAUCCAGACACGUCAAUGCUUGGAGCAUUGUGGACCUGGGG